Urocitellus parryii (Arctic ground squirrel) is the source of this 1243-nucleotide messenger RNA. It is a transcript of the gene Gvqw3, whose product is annotated as GVQW motif containing 3. The record is from RefSeq and is a predicted model, not a curated record. NCBI's taxonomy places the organism in Eukaryota, Metazoa, Chordata, Mammalia, Rodentia, Sciuridae.
UGUAGCUGGCGGGCGCUAGGUUCCUCCGGUAGGUUUCGCGUGUGCGGGUUUCUGCAGAUCUGGGGCGAGCUUGCACGUUACAUCACCAUUGCAUCUCUCCUUGCUUGUUCAAGUUGCCACCACUUUAGACGUGUGUGGCAGAAGUCGUAGAGCCGCGGAAUUGGGACGAUCUUGGUUACCAAUUUGUAAACUCCAGGCAGAGCUGCGUGUACGAUUUGGACGCAGACGUGGAUUGCAGGGGAUUUGAUUUUUCUUGACUUUGCAGCUCCUCUUUGGCCUCGUUAGCUUCUCAGAUCAGACGUUAAGGGGCGAAAAAUCAGAAAAGCAAUUACUCUUUCCUGACGGGGUUUUCAGGGGAGAAAGAAUAGCGACGUGAUUAUGCCUAUAGCCCUAUAGAGAUUGGUCCCUCUGUCUUCCCCUUAUAAUUGUGGCCUGUUAACUUUCCUGUGUAUACUGCCAAAAUGAGUGACCGCUAUUUAGAACAAAGGAUUAGUAUAAAAUUUUGCGUGAAAUUGAACAAGUCUGCAAGUGAGACCCACCAUCUUUUAAAAGAAGCCUAUGGGGAUGAAGUCAUGUCAAGGGCCCGAGUUUUUGACUGGCACAAACGAUUUAAAGAAGGGCGGGAAGAUGUUCGAGACGAUGCACGAAGUGGUCGGCCUGUCACCCACAGGACCGAUGAAAAUAUCCAGAAGGUCAAGGACUUGGUUUGUUCAAACAGGCAGUUAACCGUGAGGAUGAUGGCUGAAGAGUUAAAUUUAGAUAAAGAAACCGUUAGACUCAUUCUGAAAGAAAACUUGAACAUGAGGAAGGUUUCUGCCAAAGUCAUAUCAGGUAUUUUGAAAGAUGAGCCUAAACAUGGAAAACUUGAUUUGCGAUCACAUCUGUCAAAGGACACUAGGAAAAACAGCUCAUGUGUGAAGAAGAAGUUAACAAGUUCUGAAACAUGGAGUCAUCUGCAGGGGGAAGCUGGUGGRGAAAUGCCUCUGUCUGUGUCGGGUCCCAGAAUCCAUUACCCUGACAACCAACUUCUGCAGCCAUCAUCUUCUGCCAGCUUUCCCAUCAGAGUGGCCCAGGAUUGGUUCACACCCUGGUUAAAAGAAUCUGAGGGUAGCUGAACCUGAGCUAGGAAGUUGCAUUACUGUUGGGCAGCUUCAUUUGCUGCUCCUGUUUUCGGUCUUCUCUACCGCUCCUCCUUGCUGGCAUGGCCUUCCUAUUUUAUGCUGGACUGUGGCCAUCUCCCUUG